This is a messenger RNA of Onychomys torridus (southern grasshopper mouse), 1014 nucleotides long. RefSeq names its product zinc finger protein 660 (gene Znf660). Gene Ontology annotation, molecular function: RNA polymerase II cis-regulatory region sequence-specific DNA binding; DNA-binding transcription factor activity, RNA polymerase II-specific. Lineage: Eukaryota; Metazoa; Chordata; Mammalia; Rodentia; Cricetidae. The coding region runs from base 1 to 1014 and encodes 337 amino acids. The record is from RefSeq and is a predicted model, not a curated record. Gene Ontology annotation, biological process: regulation of transcription by RNA polymerase II. The transcript has a single exon.
AUGAGGAGAACAAUGAGAACGCUCAAACCUAAGGCAUUUGAAGAUAGUAAAUCACCCACAGAAGGGAGUGACCAAGAAUGUGAAGAUGGGGGUAGUCUGUGCUGUGACUCUCCAACACAUGAAAGAGGUCAUGGUAAAAAGAGACGGUAUGUGUGUACUGAGUGUGGAAAAGCCUUUAGUCAGAGUGCCAACCUCACUGUGCAUGAGCGAAUCCACACAGGAGAGAAGCCUUAUAAGUGUAAGGAAUGUGGGAAAGCCUUCAGUCAUAGCUCUAACCUUGUGGUCCAUCAGAGAAUUCACACGGGACUGAAGCCAUACACAUGUAGUGAGUGUGGGAAAUGUUUCAGUGGUAAGUCACAUCUCAUCCGGCACCAGGGAAUCCACAGCGGAGAGAAAACAUAUGAAUGUAAAGAGUGUGGAAAAGCCUUUAGUCGGAGUUCAGGACUUAUUUCUCAUCACAGAGUUCACACUGGCGAGAAGCCCUACACUUGUAUUGAGUGUGGGAAAGCAUUUAGCAGGAGUUCAAACCUUACUCAACAUCAGAGAAUGCACAGAGGAAAAAAGAUUUACAAAUGUAAAGAGUGUGGGAAAACAUGUGGUUCCAAUACAAAGAUUAUGGACCAUCAGAGAAUUCACAGUGGAGAGAAGCCCUACGAGUGUGAUGAGUGUGGAAAAGCAUUCAUCUUGAAGAAGGCUCUUCAUGAACACCAGAGACUUCAUCGUAGAGAGAAACCUUAUAAAUGUAAUGACUGUGGGAAAGCUUUUACUUCUAAUCGAAACCUUAUUGAUCAUCAGAGAGUUCACACUGGAGAGAAGCCUUAUAAAUGUAAUGAAUGUGGGAAAACCUUCAGACAGACUUCUCAGGUUAUUCUACAUUUGAGAACCCAUACUAAAGAGAAACCCUAUAAAUGCAGUGAGUGUGGGAAAGCCUAUCGUUAUAGCUCACAGCUUAUUCAACAUCAAAGGAAACAUAAUGAAGAGAAAGAAACCUUAUUGUUUGUGGGCCAGGUGUGA